Messenger RNA from Eremomyces bilateralis CBS 781.70, 937 nucleotides. RefSeq lists its product as uncharacterized. NCBI's taxonomy places the organism in Eukaryota, Fungi, Ascomycota, Dothideomycetes, Eremomycetales, Eremomycetaceae. The record is from RefSeq and is a predicted model, not a curated record. Gene Ontology annotation, molecular function: fatty acyl-CoA hydrolase activity. The coding region runs from base 242 to 745 and encodes 167 amino acids. The transcript is spliced from 3 exons.
CUAGCGCAAAGCCUCGGCUGUCCCCAAAACGACCAAUGUUGGACCCAACGAGAUCCGAUAUCUAUCAGUCGGGCAUAGAAUAAAAUGUUCACGACAACAUAUUGAAGCUCGAUAUCCACGGCGCAUGCUUUUUGGUCCUUUACAAUAUUCUGCUAAUGUGUGACGCGUAUCCACUCCAUUGAGACUUCGCGCUUGUACGCCCCAUACCUACCUAUUUGGAUUUCGCGUUUACACCAUCACCAUGGUCCGCUGGUUAGAUCUCAAAUCGGAGCCCAACUCCCGUGCUGGCCUCUUCUUGAUCGAUAUGAAGGACACCAAUUAUCCAUUUUUUGACGGCAACCUGCGCGGACACCUCAAACUGAUCUCCGUCGAUAUCGACUCCAACGAUCCGACCCUCGCGAAAAGCGUGUUCGAAUUGACCUGCGAUAAGUCAUUAUGCAAUGCGACUGGAAACCUGCACGGAGGAGCGGUGGCACUUGCGUUCGACAUGUGUACCUCGGUCACGGUCGCGCCGGUCGCGAAGGAUGACUUCUGGGACACUGGUCACGUCUCACGGACGUUGAACUGCACGUACAUACGACCAGCACCGGAAGGGACUGUCCUGCUUGUCGAGAGCGAUAUCGUCCAUCUUGGGAAGUCGAUGGGGAUGAUCCGUGGAGUUAUGAGGCGGAAGGAUAACGGGCUUGUCUGCUAUACAUGCGAGCAUGGAAAGGCACGAGUUAUUCGGCCGAAGCCGAGUUUGUAAAUGGGUGGAAGAGGCUCUGGAAUCUGGAUAUCAGUCUAGAUGGCGCUGAAUAGAGAUGUAUACAUGGCGUAUCUGGAAUAGAUAGCGGCUUAUCCAAGCGGGGGUUGCCAGAUGGGGGUGAUAGAUACAAGAAGAUAUACUAUUCGGAUACCUUGCUGAAGAGAUGGCCAUAAUGAAUAAGUUAUGCGUUAG